AUGUUCUUGCGUUCUUCAAAGUUCCGCCAUGUUUUUGGGUGCCCGUUCAAGAAGGAAGCCUGCUACGAAGGUUUAAAAGCCACAAAAAGUGCACACGACACUAAUUUUUGCGCCGUCAAUCCUCAAUUUCUGGCAGUCGUCAUUGAAUCUUCCGGUGGAGGAGAUUUUGUUGUUCUACCCAUUGAAAAGACAGGAAGAUUAGAGAUUAACAGCCCAAAAGUAUGUGGUCACCGAGCACCAAUCACUGAUUUGAAAUGGUGUCCUCAUGAUGAUACUAUGAUUGCAUCUGCCUCUGAUGAUUCAACUAUUAAGAUAUGGAAAAUUCCAGAGAAUGGUUUGCAGAGUAACUUGAAUACUCCAGUAUCAGAUCUGAAUUCAGCACAUUAUAAGAGGGUGAGCUACAUUGAAUGGCAUCCGACUGUUAGGGGAGUGCUGCUCAGUGCAGGAGCUGAUUUCAAGUGCAUAGUAUGGAACAGUCUGAGUGCAACAGUAAUCAGCAACAUAUCACUCCAUCCUGAUCUCGUUUUCUCCAUCUCCUGGAACAUUGAUGGCAGCUUGUUUGCUACGACAUGCAAGGACAAGAAGAUCAGAGUCAUUUGUCCCAGGACUGGCAAUGUUGUGGCUGUUAGUUUUGAAGGAACAGGUCACCAGGGCAACAAAUCAAGUCGCAUAGUCUUCCUGAAGAACGAACUGCUCUUCACGACUGGUUUCUCACGAUCCGGGCAACGACAGCAUGCACUCUGGGACUCUAGAAACUUAUCGAAAGCACUUCGCAUGGAGGAAGUUGAUGCGGCCUGUGGAUUCAUCUACCCACAUUACGAUCCGGAUCUCAAUAUCAUAUAUCUGGCGGGCAAGGGUGAUGGUAAUAUCAGGUACGUUGAAAUAAUUGAUGAACCUCCUUACAUCUACUUUCUCAACCAAUUUCAAUCGAGCAUUCCCCAAAGAGGAUUAGGCAUGAUGCCAAAGAGAGGCCUGGAUAUGAAGAGGUGCGAGAUAGCUCGAUUCUUCAAGUUGCACUCAUCGAAGGAUGUCUGUGAACCUAUCUCAAUGAUUGUUCCUCGCAAAUCAGACAUGUUCCAGCCGGACAUCUACCCUCCGACACAGUCGUCUGAACCAUCCCUCUCCAUUGACGAGUGGCUGAGUGGACUCAACAAAAUGCCCAUCUAUAUAUCUCUAGAGGUUUGA
Molecule: messenger RNA, 1185 nt
Organism: Helobdella robusta
Lineage: Eukaryota; Metazoa; Annelida; Clitellata; Rhynchobdellida; Glossiphoniidae
Exons: 9
Coding region: 1-1185 (394 amino acids)
Biological process (GO): actin filament organization
Molecular function (GO): actin filament binding
Source: RefSeq, a predicted model, not a curated record